UGCGCUCUGUUAGAGGGCUUGGUCGAGCCUACAAAAGAUUUGGUAGUUAGGAAAAGAGUGCGACUGGUUUUUGGGAGCACGGCAGGGCGGCUGCAACAGCACUUCUUCCCACCUGAAGACCUCCGAGCGUGCCCCUCCUUUCUGAUCUUACAGGGUGUUCAGGUGUGUCGCCACAAGACGAGAGAAGGAGCCAGUUGCGUGUUUAAACACGGUCGGCAGAUACCUGACACCACGAGUACAGCAGAGAGAGGGCAGACGCUAAAAAGGAAGAUAAGAUUGGACCUCCAGGACUGAACGGGAUUUAAAGAGGAGGCAGGAGUUUAUAAGGUGCUUUUCUGCAGUCCAACGUGACAUUGACAUCAGUGAAAAUGCUGGAGACGAUGAAAGACAGAAUAAUGGAGGCCUAUGGCAGCCUUUUAGCAGGAAGAGACCCACGUGUGAAGGAUUAUCUUCUUAUGGAGAGUCCAGUCAAUAUGAGUGCUAUUUUACUAGGUUAUCUUUUCUUUGUAUUGUAUGCCGGCCCUAAGUUUAUGGCCAACCGCAAACCCUUCCAAUUAAAAGAAGCUAUGAUCGUCUACAACCUGUCUCUGGUUGCCUUGUCUGUAUAUAUCGUAUAUGAGUUUUUGAUGUCAGGGUGGCUCACAGGAUACACGUGGAGAUGUGACCCAUGUGAUUAUUCUGACAGCCCUCAGGGACUCCGAAUGGCUAGAGUCGCCUGGUUAUUCCUCUUCUCAAAGUUCAUUGAGCUUAUGGACACGGUGUUUUUUGUGCUGCGCAAGAAGGACGGUCAGAUCACCUUUCUACACAUCUUCCAUCAUUCCUUCAUGCCCUGGACGUGGUGGUGGGGUGUGAGCUAUGCUCCAGGUGGAAUGGGCUCUUUUCAUGCCAUGAUCAACUCUUGCGUCCAUGUGAUUAUGUAUUUCUACUAUGGCCUUUCUGCCGCUGGACCUCGAUUCCAGAAAUUCCUCUGGUGGAAGAAAUACAUGACUGCAAUCCAGCUGAUUCAGUUUGUGCUGGUGUCGCUUCAUGCAACACAGUGGUACUUUAUGGAGAGCUGCGACUACCAGGUGCCUCUGUUCCUCCACCUCAUCUGGAUGUACGGCACCUUCUUCUUCAUACUCUUCUCUAACUUCUGGUACCAGGCGUACGUCAAGGGCAAGAGGCUACCAAAGGACACCCAGCAGCUCGCCCAAAACGGCAAGGCCAACGGAAGCACCUCUAGGUCCAACGGUGUCUCGAACGGCCACAGCGCGCACGAAAACGGCAUUAGAAAUGGAAAGAAACACCAUGAGAAUGGAAACGUUCGCAAUGGCAAGAUAAAGAAAGCUUGAGAUCUCAGCAGGAGAAGACCCAAAAUGGAUGACCUGCACUUUGCACCAUAGAGUCCAAAGAGUGUUUUGGGACUUUUCGUUUUCUAAUAUUGUUUUUUUUAUGUUUUAAUUUGUACGUCAAAGUACAUGGGGAGAUGAAUGAGUUUGACCCCUUGUCUGUAUAUUGUUUUGUUAAGUUAAUCUAAAAGAGAAUAAUUAUUGAGCAAAAUGUAUGAAGAGAAGAGGAAGAGGGGCGACCGGAUGCAUCCUCGGCUGAUGUUGCUCAUGUUAUUUAUCCACACGCACACGAUUGUGUCUUUCAUACUCUCCUUCAAUAGCAGACCCUGUACAGUCAACAUCAGCAAACUUGAAUUACACCUGUAAAUAGUUUUACCUUAUUCACUAAUGGGAUUGAUACAGCAAAACAUUGUUAGUACUUAAAAAAAAUGUUAAAAGAAGUAUAAACAAAAAAUAAAUUCCAUUUUAAAAUACA
Paramisgurnus dabryanus is the source of this 1803-nucleotide messenger RNA. It is a transcript of the gene elovl1b, whose product is annotated as ELOVL fatty acid elongase 1b. Lineage: Eukaryota; Metazoa; Chordata; Actinopteri; Cypriniformes; Cobitidae. Gene Ontology annotation, cellular component: endoplasmic reticulum membrane; endoplasmic reticulum. Gene Ontology annotation, biological process: fatty acid elongation, polyunsaturated fatty acid; sphingolipid biosynthetic process; very long-chain fatty acid biosynthetic process. Gene Ontology annotation, molecular function: fatty acid elongase activity. The record is from RefSeq and is a predicted model, not a curated record.